This is a messenger RNA of Vitis vinifera (wine grape), 3087 nucleotides long. RefSeq names its product nucleoside hydrolase 3. The transcript is spliced from 13 exons. The record is from RefSeq and is a predicted model, not a curated record. Gene Ontology annotation, molecular function: hydrolase activity, hydrolyzing N-glycosyl compounds. Lineage: Eukaryota; Viridiplantae; Streptophyta; Magnoliopsida; Vitales; Vitaceae. The coding region runs from base 252 to 2933 and encodes 893 amino acids.
UUACCCUGAUACAAGUACUUAAUAGAAUUCAAUGCUUUAUAAAAUUCAACUUUCUCUCUCCAAGCUCCUCUGUUUCUCUCUCUUUUUUCCAAGAAUCUAGUGCCAGUAAUGAGGUCGUGAUUGCAUCUCCAUUAUCUCGGCUGCCGGAAACCGCCGCUUCUCCCGCCUCCGGCGUGAAUUCCGGUUCAUUCCCGGUUAGCACAAUUCCUCUGUUUCCAUCCUGGAGAGGAGAUUUCUGGGUUGCGGUUCAAAUGGAGAAAAUGUUGUUUCUGAGGAUUCUUUGGGUGGUCAUGGUUUUGAUAAUUGGAGUAGUUUUGGGGGGUGAUGGACAGUCAGUGGAGGGGAGGCCUCAUAGAAUUCUUCUGGAUACGGAUGUGGAUACUGAUGAUUUCUUCGCUAUCUUGUACCUCUUGAAGCUUAACAGAUCAGAGUUUGAUUUGCAGGCGAUCACUAUCAACACAAAUGCAUGGACUAAUGCGGGGCAUGCUGUGAAUCAAGUCUAUGACUUGCUUUAUAUGAUGGGUCGUGAUGAUAUCCCUGUUGGAGUGGGAGGUGAGGGUGGAAUUCGUGAAGAUGGUACCAUACUUCCCAAUGUUGGUGGAUAUCUUCCUAUAAUCGAACAGGGACUUACAACAACAGGAGGUUGUAGAUAUAGACAAGCUAUUCCUAAAGGUCGUUAUGGAGGGAUACUAGAUAUUGAUUCAAAUUAUGGAAUCCGAAAGGCUUUCCUUCCACAGGGGAGCAGGAAAUAUCAUCCUCUUCAACAGCCUACUGCUCAGCAAGUGAUGAUUGACACUAUAUCUUCAGGCCCCAUUAAUGUAUUUGUUAUAGGAGGACAUACAAAUUUUGCCAUUUUUCUUAUGAAUAAUCCACAUCUAAAGAAAAAUAUCAAGCACAUUUAUGUCAUGGGUGGCGGCGUAAGGUCAAAGAAUCCAACUGGUUGUUGCCCAAAAAAUGCCAGUUCAACGUGCAAGCCUCGACAGUGUGGUGACCCUGGUAAUUUGUUCACGGGCUACACUAGUAAUCCAUAUGCAGAAUUCAAUAUUUUUGGAGACCCGUUUGCUGCAUACCUGGUACUGCAUUCUGGAAUUCCACUCACCCUUGUUCCCCUGGAUGCAACAAACACCAUCCCCAUAGACGAGGAAUUUUUUGAUGCAUUUGAUCAGAACCAGAAAACAUAUGAGGCACAAUAUUGCUUCAAAUCCUUGAAAAUGACUCGAGAUACUUGGUUUGAUGACCAAUACUACACGAGCUAUUUCAUGUGGGACUCCUUUACAUCAGGUAUAGCAACCUCAAUCAUGCGUCACUCACAGAAGAACCAUCAUGGGGAAAAUGAGUUUGCUGAAAUGGAGUAUAUGAACAUUACUGUUGUUACUUCAAACAAACCUUAUGGAAUAUCUGAUGGCUCAAAUCCUUUCUUUGAUGGCCUCAAAAUUCCCAAGUUCAAUCUAAAGAAAGGCGGAGUGCAUAGUGGACAUGUCCAGAAGAGUCUUCAAGACCCAUUUUGCCUUACAGAAAAUGGGAAAGGGAGAUGUAAGGAUGGUUAUACAAUGGAGGUAACCGGUCCAGAAGGGGUGCGUGUUCUUGUUGCUACAAAAGCAAAACCUAACCAGGAUGCUAAAAGUCCACUUGAAAGAGAAUUUUAUAAGAGCUUUUUGGAUGUUCUAAACAGCCCUGAGCAAAGUGGGAGGUUUAAUUUUACAAACCAAUUUCCUUAUUUCAAAGAAGUUUUCUAUAAACCAGAUUUUGGAAAAAAGAAACUGGGGAAAAAUGUCAUCUUUGAUAUGGAUAUGAGUGCGGGAGAUUUUCUAGCUUUGUUCUUUCUACUAAAAGUGCCAGUUGAAGUGAUCAACCUCAAGGCAAUUUUAGUAAGUCCAACUGGCUGGGCAAAUGCUGCAACCAUAGAUAUAAUCUAUGAUUUACUGCAUAUGAUGGGGCGUGAUGACAUUCCUGUUGGUCUAGGAGACGUAUAUGCAAUGAACCAGUCUGAUCCAAUCUUCUCUUCUGUUGGAGACUGCAAGUAUGUCAAGGCCAUCCCACAUGGCAGUGGCGGAUUUCUAGACUCUGAUACUCUCUAUGGGUUUGCUCGUCAUUUGCCCAGAAGCCCAAGAAGGUACACUGCAGAGAACUCUGUAAAAUUUGGAGCUCCUCGAGAUACUGAUCACCCUGAACUCAGACAACCACUAGCAUUGGACGUAUGGGAUUCUGUAUUGAAAACACUAGAUUCAGGAUCCAAGAUUACCAUAUUGACAAAUGGACCCCUGACUACGUUAGCGAAUAUUAUUCUCUCGAGGAAAAACACUACCUCUCUUAUUCAGGAUGUGUAUGUAGUUGGAGGGCACAUCAGCCAUGGUGGCACAAUGAAAGGAAAUGUCUUCUCUGUUCCUUUAAAUGAACAUGCAGAACUGAACUUGUAUCUUGACCCUUUUGCUGCAAAGACUGUGUUCGAAUCUGAUCUUGACAUAAAGCUCAUCCCACUUAGAGCCCAGCGUAGAGUGAGUUCGUUUCCUAAGAUUAUAGAAAGGUUGUGCCAGACCAAGAAGACACCUGAAGCUCUGUUUGCUCGUCGUUUGCUGUCAACGCUGCACCAUUUGCAAGAAAAGCAUCAUAGAUAUCGACAUAUGCAUACAUUCUUGGGGGAAAUUCUUGGUGCAGUAGUCUUGGCUGAUGACCAUUCUUUCCUGAAUGCUACCUUUAAGUCAAAGCCCAUCAAACUCUAUGCAACUGGAGAUGAAUCCAUGGAUGGGCAACUUGCUAUAGAUGAAAAACAAGGUAAAUUAGUCAAACUAUUGAGAAGGGUGAACCCGAAGGCGUAUUAUGAUCUCCUUGCAAAUCGACUUGGUGAUAAAAAGCAGUCUGCUGUGAUAGCAAGCUUUGAAGAACAGAAAAGAAUUUGGACUACACCUCCAAAUCGAACUGAAACCAGUAGUUGAAGGCCUUGGGGAAAUGGGCAAAAGUUUCUGUGACAAUAGAAAUUGAUUCUUUUUCUUGUUGACAGACCACAUAUUUCAUUUGUAUUGCUUAUUUGAUUCAAAGCAGAAACUUUCUGUAGAUGAACAUUCAAAUAAAAACAGUCAUUCUGCUCUC